AACACUUAUGAAAAUAAUGGCAUAGUCGUGACGAAUGUGUGUAGUGAAUCAUUUUUGUUUUCGCUUAAUGAAAGCUGAAUGGUAAGGAGCUUUUGAAUACAUAGUUGCAUUGACCAGAUGGAACAAAAGAAGAAAGAUGAGUGGAUGUCGUUGCCAGUAAAUGAAAAACAAUUACAUGAUUUAUUUCGAAGGGGUAAGCGUCAUCCUGCUAUGAAGAUGGCUGAUAUUGCAAUGAAGAUGAAACGAUCGCCAAAUCAAGUUUUCGUAUUGCUUGUUGGUUUAAGCGGUGCUGGGAAAAGUUCCACAGUUAAUUACCUUUUCGAAACAAAUGUUGCCGAAACCAGCGAACUCCGGUCAGAGACACGUUCAACAAUUGAAUAUACAGUGCAAAUGAAAUCAACUGAAUGGAGAAUUCCAGACCUUCAGCUAUCUAUUAUAGAUACUCCUGGAUUUUGUGACACCGAUGGUCUUGAACAAGAUGCAAAAAAUAUCAUGUCUAUAAAAUAUUUUCUGGAAUCUCAUCCGCAUAUUAGAAAGAGUUAUCCAAAUUUGGUCAUGAUAGUACUGAACAUCCAGGACAACAGAAUAGAAGGAGAAAGCUCUAAUUUUGCGAAAAUGUUAAAAGGCAUCAGUAAUGUCAAUGCGAUUGAUAAUCGCAAUCCAAAUGUUGUAGUAGUUCUUACACAUGCUACUUCUAUUGCUCGAAACCCAAAACGUUGGGAAGAAAAGGUAGAACUGAAGAAAGCACAAGUUCAAGCUAUGGUUCAAGUUCAUCUAGGAAUUAAUCCAGAGAUUGUGGUACAAGAAAACCAACCUGAAGACAAUGAUCUAGAGCCUGAUGGUGAUUGGUAUCUCCUGCCAAACGGUGACAAACAGCCAAAGAUAUUAUUUCAAGCGUGUAAAAGAAUAUUAAACAGAGCAAAAGAUGAAAUAGGACAUGAAGCUGUCGCAGUUUGUUUUAGAAAAGGCUUGGACAAGAGCGUAAAGACGGGACAAAUUGUUUCUGCUUCAGCAGUUAAACCGGAACAUACCCAAGCAAUGCAUACAAUUUUGCUCCAGUCGGUAGUAAUGGUUUCGACAUCAGAGGUAGGUAGCAUGUUAGAGAAUUACAAAAAGCAGAAAAAUGUGAAGACGCUUGAUAAUGGUAUCUUAAUUCUCCAAGUAAGAUUUCGAGAUCUUGGUAUUUCAAGAACAGAUGAUCUGCAGAGCAUGUCAAUGAAUAACUUAAUGGCAAAAAUGUAUCCAAUCAGAAUAACCAAGGAGAUGCAGAAAAUUUUAGAAGAAGUUUUUGGUUUAUCUUACGAACAGAGUGCUGGUUUUGAUUACCAUGUAGGAAAGGGUUACAACAUUUUUAAAGAUUCAGCAACUCAAUUUUCACCAUUAGUUAUGCAAGAAAAUGACAAAAUUCAAUAUGGACUUCCUGCAAAUGUCAAGCUGAAAGAAUGUGCCUCAUUUGAAAUCAAAUGUGAAUCGAUUAAAGAUAAUAAUGAUUAUGUAAGCCAGCGAUUAAGAGAGUUACAUGUAGAUACAGAAGGAGGCGUCAAUUUCGGAUCCUUUAAUUUACAACUUCGAAGUGGGUAUAAUGAAAGCAGUGUAUCCAGCAAUUCGGCAACUCAAACGUUAGAUAAGUCAUCAUUCUUAGUAGAACACAGAAUUCAACAAGUAGAAGUCCGGCAACCGUAUACAACCACUGACAAUUUUAAAGCUGAUGUCAAAGCUCUUCCUGCAGACUAUGACCUAAUAGAUGAAAACAAUCUGUCGAAGUGGAAAGCUUUUUUUGACAAGUGGGGAAUGUAUGUCGUUACUGGUGCAUACAUAGGAGGAUCUUUAACUGGUCAGGUUAAGGUAGUGAAGGAGCAGUCUGCCAACAGCACUUUUGAAGACGCACAAACUGCAUUGGCAAUUAAAAUGUCUUUUCUUCAGAACGAUGCAGCGUUGGAUUUUUCAAAAGAAGAAGAACAAAGUAACAUCAAGAAAAAUAUUUCCACCAUUCAUUCAUUAUCUUUAAAUUGGAGCGGUGGAAACAGAAAAACAUAUAAAACGUCUUUGGAAAACAUUGAUCGAAACGAUUGGAUUGCAUGGGUAGAGUCUUUGGAGUAUUCCCCAGUUCCUCUGUGGAGUUCUCUUGACCUGGUACCUUUAUAUCAUCUGGUAUCUGAAGUUAGUCCAGAAAAAGGUACAAAAAUGCAGAUGGCUAUGAACUUAGCUUUGAAGGGUGAAUUUACUUAUACCCAACCAACAGUUGAUAAUAGGAAUAACGCUGCUCCAUCCAAUAGCAAUGGUGGCGGUUGUUUCCAUGAAGAUUCUCUUGUAAUGCUCCAUAAUAGAAAGCUAAAACGAAUAAAACAUCUUUCAGUUGGUGACAAGAUCCUGACCAUGGACAACAAUGGAACACUUGCACAAGACGAGGUAACUGCAUGGAUUCAUCAAGUAAAGACCGGUCAGUUUAAAUUUCUUCAGAUUGUUCAUGACCUUGGCAUAAUUACACUGACUCCGGAGCAUAUCAUAUUUGUGGGAAAGAGUCGAAACCCACAACAUGCUUCCAAUCUUAGACCAGGAGAUGAAUUAAGCUUUUUCACAAGUUAUGAUAACCGUCAAACAGUAACCAUGGCUAUUGUUUCGUCUAUACAUAAGGUAGAAGGAAGAGGAAUUUAUGCUCCAUUGACGUACAGUGGUCGCCUACUGGUGGACAGUAUUGAUGUCAGUUGUUACUGUACCCUCAAUCCACUACAGAUCGUAGGAAAGGACAUAAUAUCAUCACAUGCACUUGCGCAUGCAGGUUUUUUUCCGCUUAGGAUGGCUUUCAAGUUUGGUUUGAACAUCAGUUCCAGCCAAUUUAUCGACGAAAGUGGAAUUCAUAGCUAUGCACGAUUCCUUAUGAACGUUAUACUGGGGUGAUUAUAGCAUUUGUUUGAUGUAACAUUUCAUGUUUGAACAUUGCUUGUUGUUCUUAAAGUCCCACUUACAACUUACAGAUCCCUUUAGCACCAUGUGUUCUUAAAGUCUAAAGCAUAUAUGUUUCUUAAAAACGUUAACAAAUUUGUUUUUAAAGAUAUAUUAUUGCAAGAGAAAUGGAAAUUUUCCACAAAAUUAUUUGCAGUUUAUCACACAUUGUUGUCAAUAAAAUGGAAUUUUAUGCGACAGCCAUACAAAUGAGAGAUUUAGCUAGCUAUAAAACCAGGUUUAAUCCACCAUUUUCUACAUAAGAAAAUACCUCUACCAAGUCAGGAAUAUGACAAUUGUUAUCCAUUCGUUUGAUGUGUUUGAACUUUUGAUUUUGCCAUUUGAUUAGAGACUUUCCGUUUUGAAUUUUCCUUGGAGUUCGGUAUUUUUGUUAUUUUACUUUUUAUCUGUCGAUUUAAACUUUUGUUAGUUCUUUUUUCUUAUUGAAUAAAUACAAUAGCUAUUGUU
Molecule: messenger RNA, 3411 nt
Organism: Mytilus californianus (California mussel)
Lineage: Eukaryota; Metazoa; Mollusca; Bivalvia; Mytilida; Mytilidae
Exons: 3
Coding region: 118-2898 (926 amino acids)
Biological process (GO): intein-mediated protein splicing; protein autoprocessing
Molecular function (GO): GTP binding
Source: RefSeq, a predicted model, not a curated record